Pseudophryne corroboree (corroboree frog) is the source of this 3722-nucleotide messenger RNA. RefSeq names its product integrator complex subunit 15 (gene INTS15). Bases 600 to 2180 code for a protein of 526 amino acids. Lineage: Eukaryota; Metazoa; Chordata; Amphibia; Anura; Myobatrachidae. The transcript has 7 exons. The record is from RefSeq and is a predicted model, not a curated record.
GUGAAGCUAGGGUCUAACAUUAGUAAAAGGAUUUCUGUGAUUUGACAAAGACACAGCUUUCUCCUGACUUGUAUAACACACAAGUUGCGCCAUAGCUGGGGGCACACGUGCUGUCAUGUUGUCACAGAACAGGCUCCGGGCACAGGAAGAUGGGGGUCAUACUACGUACUAUCCCUGCACCUUUCCAUGUAGUGGGUGUUGCUCAUAGGAAACACAGGGGGUGCGGAUGAAUAUAAAGCAUUGUUCUGUACAGCUUCUUAUAUAUUACAUUAUGUACCUGGCCCCUUCAUUUUGCAGUAUCACCCUGCACUAUACCACAUUACACCUGUGCUGUAGAUGUUUCUCUAAUCACUCAGACAUGUGACUCACAUUGCAGGAAAUAAACAUGUCAGGCACAUACAGUACUAGAGAGUCCCCGUGCUCCAGCUGUUUUGUGUCGCACAAUGUAAUGUUAUGUCACUCGACACUGUAAUCAAUUCAUUGGCCAACAUUCCUCAUGCUGAUUAUUUUAAGACUGUCUUUUCCCCUAUUGCAUCAACUGUGUUACCAGUAACACCAGUCUCCAAAACUCAUAUUAAACUGUGUACAGCAAAGUGUUCAUGUCCGCUUACAUUCAAAUAAAGUUUUACAAGUUGAAUCAGGGAAAAAAAUCUAUUGAUUUAGCUGCAUCAAGGCCUGGAUUAGCCCCACCCACUACAGGCUACAGUGUCCAGUGGGGAAGAAGUGCGUUUUCCAGACCCAGUUGUCACUGUUUGCAGUUCCAUUACAGCACCAGCCGGGGGAGCCGGGGUCGGGGCAGGAUGAGUGACAUUCGCCAUUCCCUCCUGCGGCGAGAUGCCCUCAGCGCGGCCAAGGAGGUGCUUUACCACCUGGACAUCUAUUUCAGCAGCCAGCUGCAGAGUGCCCCGGUGCCGCUGGUCGAAAAGGGGCCCAUCGAACUGUUGGAGGAGUUUAUCUUCCACGUUCCCAAGGAGCGAGGGAUCCAUAGCAAGUGGUUUACCGCCAUGCAAGAGCUGCAGCUGCUGGAGAUACUCUGCAACUACUUCCAGGAGCAGAACAAGGAGCCCGUGCGGCAGGUCAUCUUCUCCUCGCUCUUCAGCCCGCAGGGCAAUAAAGCCGACGAGCCGCGCAUGUCUCUGCUGGGGAAGCUGACGUCUAUGGCAGUGGCGGUGUGCAGAGUCCCUGUGCUGGAGUGUGCGGCUUCAUGGCUGCAGCGCACUCCGGCUGUGUACUGCAUACGUUUGGCCAAGACUCUAGUGGAUGACUACUGUGGCAUGGUUCCAGGCUCCAUCCAGACACUAAAGCAGAUCUUCAAUGUGAGCCCCCGUUUCUGCUGUCAGUUCAUCACUGCCGUCGCUGCACUUUAUGAUAUGUCCAAAGAGGACCUCCUCCCCCCUCACAAUCUUCUGGAGAUGAUUGUUUCCUGGAUCUUCGAGGAUCCCCGUCUCGUUCUGAUCACUUUCCUCAACACCCCUAUCACUGCCAACCUGUCCAUUGGCUUCCUGGACUUCUCUCCAUUAAUGAGCCUGGUGCGGUGGUGUGUGAUCGCCCCCCUGGCCUACAGGCGCAAGAAGAAGGCUGCUGGCGGUGGGGUGAUUGCAGACAAUCAAAGCCUUUACUCCAAGCUACACUUGAGUGUCCUGCAGGGCCUUAUGGUCCUUCAGACCCACCUUACGGAGAAGAACCUGUAUGGGCGGCUGGGGCUGGUGAUGUUUGAUCAACUUGUGCCUCUGGUGGAAGAGCUGGGACAACUGUGCAAUGAGCUUAACCCACUGAACGCUGAGCAAGAGAUGGAGCUGGCGCUAGAUCGGCUGGCACAGGCGCUACAGGUCUCCAUGGCCACAGGAGCAUUACUCUGCACCCGCGAUGACCUCAGGACCCUUUGUGCGAGGCUUCCCCAUAAUAACCUAAUGCAGUUGGUGGUCUCUGGCCCGGUUCAGCCACAGCCUGCUCUGUCUCAGACAUACUACCCUCACAUUCAUACUCCGCCGCUCGGCUACCCAACGCUUCCUGCUCAUGCAGCAUUGCCUGCACACUCAUCAUUACCUGCUCAUGCAGCCCUGCCCGCUCACACAGCGCUUCCUGCACAUGCAGCGCUGCCUACUCACCCGUCUUUACCGGGUCAUCCUGUGCAGGCAUUCAUCCCUGGGGUCACUUUUCCUUUCCGGCCAAUGCGUUGACUUACGGAGAGAGACUAUCAUUGCCGCUGAGCUGGAAGAGGAACGCAGGACCCGGAGAAGCUGCAUGCCAUCAUUGUUCCAGUGCAGCAAGGACAUCCGUCACCAUACUGGGUGUCCAGGCUUCCUUAGCUGUAAUACUAUGCCUGACCUGCAGGUGGCUACACCGCGUAGGUCACAAUCUGUCGCGUUGGUCAUCCAUAAUGAGCGUUAUAGUCUUCUGACAUUACCAGGUUCUGUGAUGUAAUUUUAUAACUUUGCUAUUUUGUUCAGUGGGCGCUAUGUAGUUAUCAAAGACCCAAGAAGAUGGAGUUCUACUGUGAUCUGGUUCAUUCUGCAGUGCAUUUCAUCCGGCGGACUGUAUAUGCACUGUAGUCUCUCAUGCUUCCACACUGACAACACAACAGAAGAUCUUGGAGGGGAGGGGCUAGCGGAAGCUGGCCCCAAGACCAAGCUCUCUGUGCUGACAACCUAACUUCCUUGUGGAGCCAGACCGUCAGACUGUACUACGUCCGCUGGCGAGCUAGGCUGCAGUGCGAUUAUGAGUAAGCGAUCCCAGGAACAGGUGUGGUACAUGAACUGCGCUCUGAAUGCCACGCCUUGUCCAAGGUGAUGGUGGUCACAAUGUACUUUAUAUUUUUGUACAAAAUGUUUUAUGCACUAUAUAUGUAAAACCAUAAAACCCACAUCCGAGAAUCUGGUGUCGGGGCCUUUUUGGUUCUUCUUCCCGCUCGAUUUUCCAUAAACUAGUGUUACUACCAGAAUAAUAGUCCGGCUUUCUACCUGUACAUACAGCAAGAGGAUUGUACUAACGUUCCACCACCUACCCUGUGCUGUAUUACAUUAUUAUCCAUGUGUUACUGCCUGGUGACAUUACAAUAUCCACAGAUAUCUGCUGCGGUUCUGUAAGUACAACACGAAAGAGCCAUGACACCCAGGAGCGGCCACUGGCAGCCUUAGAAGAUUGCAUUUAGCUUCUGCGGGUAAUCAUGUGGAAAGUGUGGAGGACUAAUCUGAUCUGUACGGACUGGCAAUCCCUCUUUAAAUAAUCCUUUCCAGUGCUGCCUGUAGUUGUGGGGAUUGUCUAAGAAAUUGUAUCUUGAAUUCAGAAAUAUAAAUCCAUUUGUUUCCCAGUAUAAUAAUAAUAAUAAUUUUUUGAGUUUAACUGAGGCCUUUAAAGGGUUUUCAGAGCGGUUUCUGAAUUAAUGCUGCACUUUUUGAGGACGAUAUUUGCGGUACUCCCCAUGAUUCUGGGGGUACGCUAAUAUAUAAUACAUAAGUGUAUUUAACAUGCAAAGUUCAGGCAGUACAUCCUGUAGCCUAGAGAGUAGUGUGAAGCUUGCACAUAAAAACCCCUCGUACUACGACCAAGAAAACUCUUAACCAGAUAAAACAAUGUAUUGAAAAAACUUCACUGAAGAUUCUGAAAGUUAUCUUUGGGAGAUUGCCUUUAAAGUGACACAAGCAGGCUGAGCUGCAAGCAGAUAAUGUGUUUAUAUAUUUCUAUGUAUUUUUCUUUUUUUAUAAAUAAAGUAUGAAAACAAA